Molecule: messenger RNA, 702 nt
Organism: Neurospora crassa OR74A
Lineage: Eukaryota; Fungi; Ascomycota; Sordariomycetes; Sordariales; Sordariaceae
Exons: 2
Coding region: 1-702 (233 amino acids)
Source: RefSeq, a predicted model, not a curated record
AUGCCUAUUGUCAAAGACCCCCAGGCCUUUGACGGCCACGCGAAUUACGCUGCAUCAGGUCUGAUUACCUUGAAGACCAGCUUCGGCGGCUCUACUGAGCCUUAUCCCCUCGCCCUCCUGGAGGAUACCGCCUGCGAUGCAGCCUAUCCCAUUCGCGAUUCAGCCAUCGAUUCGGCUCAUCACGACCAAACCAUUCAUUCCAUCGUCCACGAAAACACCGUUCGCUGCUGCAACGAUUCCGACACCCCGCGUGCCGAUGCACACGACAGCGGAUGGUACCGCGUGAUCACGGACGACUUGAUUGAUCCGAUCCUGCUUGCUUGGGAGGAGGGUCACAAGAUCGCAUUCUUUCCUCGUCCUUUGGCUGCCUUCCAGCACACGACCGGCCAUCCGGACAGGGACAUCCUUCUCAAGACCUCAGUCAACUUCAUGUUGAAUACCAUCGCCAACGCUCCGAUCACUGACCAUUAUGCCCCGACCACGUGCAACUUCCCGAAUCUGGCAACCACAUUCUUUGCCCCCAACCACAACCCGACCGGAAAUCACAGUCCUGGUACCUUCAGCCCUAACGUCCUUAAUCCCAUUUCCGGCGACUCGAUCCAACCCAUCGCCCAUGCCACCGUAUCCAACGUACAGGUCGCUCCCGCCGCCGGGUCCAGCACCCUCAUCAAGUGUCGGGAAUGCAAAGUGGGCACCGCCUAG